CUCAGCUGUCCUCCUUUCAACCUCCUUUCAACCUGUAUGAUAACAACGAUUCAAUCUUAUGAACACUGCAAAUUCGCGAGUUCUGGAAAGGAUAUCAUCAACCAUACAACCCAUCUCAUUCACAAUCUUUGAAGAAAUUUUGAAUAAUGCGUUGGAUCAAUCGAAAGAAAAUGAUGUUGAUGAUGAUCCAGAAUCUUAUGUGGUUGUUGGUCAAGAUUUUGAAGAACCAGUUUCACUUGAGGGUAGUGUAGUUAAGGAUGAUGAUGAAGCGUAUGAGUUAUACAAUAGUCAUGCUUUUAGGAAUGGUUUUGGUACUAGGAAGGGUAAAAAGGAGUAUAGGAAUGGUACCAAAAUAGUUCGGCAGAGGUUCUUUGUUUGUGCAUAUGAUGGUUUUAAAAAAGCUGAUGGUGUUGUGCCUAAAUGUUACAAAAAAAUUGAUAGGAGAACUGGAUGCAAGGCAUCAGUUCAGUUUGAUGUUGAUAAGAAAACUAGAGUGUAUGUUCUUUCUAAAUACUCUCGUGUUCAUAACCAUUCAAUGGUUCCCGCCAAUAAGAGAUAUCUUAUUAGGUCACAUAGGAACAUAUCAAAAGAACAGUUGGCUUUCCUUACUACGUUUAGUUGUAGUGGUACUAAGAUUGCUGAUGUUCUUCGAGCAAUGAGGAAAGAAGUAGGUGGUGAAGCUAAUUUAUGA
Messenger RNA from Spinacia oleracea (spinach), 691 nucleotides. Its product is annotated as protein FAR1-RELATED SEQUENCE 5-like. The record is from RefSeq and is a predicted model, not a curated record. NCBI's taxonomy places the organism in Eukaryota, Viridiplantae, Streptophyta, Magnoliopsida, Caryophyllales, Amaranthaceae. The coding region runs from base 59 to 691 and encodes 210 amino acids. The transcript has 3 exons.